Messenger RNA from Thalassophryne amazonica, 3648 nucleotides. It is a transcript of the gene wdr76, whose product is annotated as WD repeat domain 76. NCBI's taxonomy places the organism in Eukaryota, Metazoa, Chordata, Actinopteri, Batrachoidiformes, Batrachoididae. The transcript is spliced from 15 exons. Gene Ontology annotation, biological process: regulation of DNA damage checkpoint. Bases 70 to 1749 code for a protein of 559 amino acids. Gene Ontology annotation, cellular component: nucleus. The record is from RefSeq and is a predicted model, not a curated record. Gene Ontology annotation, molecular function: protein binding; DNA binding.
GACGAGGAAGAAAAACAUUUCUCGCGGUUAAAGUUGAUUUGAGUUGAUUUCGUUACAUAAUUGUCCGACAUGUCGACCACACGUACAAAAAACACAAGAGAAGAGGCUGAAAAAGUGAGAUUAGCCACGGAUGUAACUCCUCUGACGUUGAAGGAAGCAGUUCGACGGUCAGAACGACCGACCCGUAAACGCCUCAUCUUCUCUCCUGAAGAAAAUCUUGUGAAAACCUCGAAAAAAUCAAGGAGGACUAAAACAGUACACACAAACACACUGAAAAAGAGCAAGGUCGAAAAGCAAGAGGACUCUGAUAUUGAAAAUAGUGAUGUGGAGUGUGCAUCUGAUGUAAAUGGAGGACUGUCAGCGUAUGAACUAGAACGCCUGGAGAACAUCAGACAGAACCAGGCAUUCCUGUCUGCUAUCAAUCUGUACCAGGCAACAGAGACACUGAGAGAGUCAACUCGGCCAAAGCCUUCACAGAGGGGUCUCAUGAGCAGGUCAAAGGCUGCUCCAAAAGAUGUCCUUCCAUCCCGCAAAUCACUGCGUCUUCAAAAUAAAGAGGCAGAGAUUCCACCAUCACUGCAGGAUCUGAGAGCAAGUCUGCCAGAUGAAGAGACUCUAAGGUUUUCCAAGAAGCCACCUGGCCCUCUGCCUGUGGUUCCACUGAAUGUGGAAGAAGGAAGUCGUCUGCCUUCAGAACUCAUUGAGCUCUGUGCUCAGGUCUCUGUGGAACAAGAGAGGGCGAAGCUUAAUCAGAAAGAAUACUGUGCUGUCCUUAAGACCAUGAAGAUAACUGAAGCUAAAGUGGCUAAAGUGGUCAAAGAUCGCAUCACUUGUGCUGCUUUCAACCCCUGCACCUCUAGCCUGUUAAUGGCCGCAGGAGACAAAUUUGGAAAACUUGGACUCUGGAACCUGGGCAGUGAUUGGGGCGAUGAUGGUGUGCUGCUCUUCGAGCCCCACUCUCGUGCAGUGGGCUGCAUGGCCUUCUCUAAUGCUAAUCCGGUCCACCUCCUGAGCCUCAGUUAUGAUGGAUCUGUGCGCUGUAUGGAUGUAGAGAAGGCUGUCUUUGAAGAUGUGUAUGACAUGAAUGAUGACGCGAAAACCUUUGAUUUCAUGACACAUGACUGUAUGACACUGGUGGUUGGUAGCUGGAGUGGACUUGUUGCCAUUGUUGACAGGCGCACCCCUGGCAACUCUCAGGAGUCUCUCCACAUAUUGGACCCCAAGUGUGUGCGUUGUGUGAGUGUGCACCCUGUGCAAAAACACUAUUUUGCUGCUGCAGAAAACAGGGUGGUGAGCAUUUAUGACAGUCGGUGUCUGAAGAAGACCCAAAACAAGGCAGUGUCCCAGCUGCAUGGCCAUUCGCUCAGCAUAUCCAGUGCUUAUUUCUCCCCUUGGACAGGAAACAGUGUUCUUACCUCUUGCAUGGAUGACAAGAUAAGGCUCUAUGACACUUCUGUAAUGACUGCAGACACUCCACUGCUCACAUCCAUCAGCCACAAUAUGCACACUGGCCGCUGGUUAUCAAAACUGUCGGCAGUGUGGGACCCUAAACAGGAGGACAGCUUUGUCGUGGGCAGCAUGGCAAGACCUCGAACGGUGCAAGUGUUCCAUGAAAGCGGUAAACUCCAGCACUCCUUCAGAGAUAACAAACAUCUCACCACAGUUCUGUCCAUCACUGCCUUCCACCCCACAAGGAACGCCUUACUGGGUGGCAACGCUUCAGGGCGUCUGCAUGUCUUCUCUGACUGAGUUACAGGGAUGGCCAUCAUUGCACAAGCUAGAAAGAAUGUUAGGAAGAGUUUAGUUAGACUUAAGGUGUAUAAAUUACACGGUGUAGGCAGGACAUAGAGUAGAUAGAAGAGUUGUAUCAUUUUAAUAAUGCACAAAUACAGCUCUUGGUUUUUGUUUUUUUGCCAUAAGUUGGUGAGAAUCUCCAGUUUUUGUCAGCAUUGUCAAAACUAACAUCCUUUUCUUGUAGUGAAAUGUCUCUUUCUGCUCUUUACGUUUUGUUCACUGCAAUCAGAAAGUGGCUCGUGAUGUUUUUAAAGAUGCACCGCAUGCAGGAUUUGUGUGUUGUAUUUCAGUGUAACACCAUGAGCUUGGUCUUUGUCACUAGUCAUACACACAUACAUGUGCACUGCUCUAGUGAGUAGGUCAUUCAAAGGCUGUUCAGAUUCAUCCAUUGAAGUGAUGAGACAGAUGUGAUUUUAGAGGAUUGUCCAGUGAAGUGUGUUUGAAAUCGCACUUGAUCUUAGAAAUGCAGUGAAAAAUGCACCACAGAAUACAGAAUGAGAGGGAAAAACAAUGUUAAAAAUCACUGGACUGUGGAUGCUUCAUUAAUCAUCUAAUGCAAAACUAAAUUUGUAGUAAGUUUAAAUGUAAAACGUAACUGUCAGAUUUUGGCAGUCACCAGUCAUAAAUUCAUACAGUUCUGUGCCAAUGUUUUUGGCAUUUAAUCUCUAAAAUUUUUGAAAAUGAAAUGAAUCCUGAAUUUAAGACAUUGAAUACUUAUUACAUGUAAAUAAGAUACUUUUAUCUUUUAUUUAUAUGUAAUAUGUAUGGGUAUUUUUCAGCUUGCAUAAUUUGGUUUUUAAAUUAAUUUUUUUUUUUGUAAUUUCAUUGAAUGACCACCAGCUGUGUUUUAUUUACUUACAAAUGAAUGAUUAUUUGAAAGUGUUUAUCUUGUUAAUUUCUUUACUGAAAGAGAAAGCACUUUACAUUAGACUUUUGUUAGAUUAGUAAUAUGUCCAUUUUGAUUAAAAUUUAUUUUCUGUUUUCCCGCUAGUGAUAGAGCACUCAAAAACGUCACUUUGCAAACCAGAUCUUUGCACAGUGCUGUGGGUCUCAAUUAGUUCUACAUAUUGUGCACUUUCGCAUUUUCUUAUUUCUUUAAAAAAAAAAAAAAAAUUUUUUUGCCAAUGGUUCUCAGUCCAUCUCAGUUGCUGCUCAUUUUCUGUUCCAUUAUGUUUUAUUUUAGCUGAUUAGCUGGCCCACUGAAAACCUAAUUCUGACUAAUUGGGUGUGGGAACAGCGGGGGACAAUUAGGACUGUGCAGUCGCCUGAUUGGGAAGCACUUUUCUGUUCAGCAGUGCUCAAGAGAUGGCAAGUCUUUGACAGUCUUGUAUACUCUGAGGUCUUUAUUUGGUCAUUUAAAGACAUUUACACAGUGAAGCGCCUUGUGUUGUCUCCUCAAAUUUUCCUUAUUCUGCAGGGUUGCAGAUUUUCAUCCAAGAUUUAUCAGAUUUUUGGUGAAUUCAUGAUGUUCUGUUUUUGGAAACCUUUGUCUGGACCUGAUGAGGCAGAACACAAACAGUCACUGCCAUACUUCAUGACUGAGAUGGACCAAUGUGACCUUUCUCUGCUUCAUGGUAGGAACAGUGCACGUCUGCUGCUCAGCAGUGGUUUGUUUUCUCUGUAAUCCAACAUCAUUUCUGAGGAUCCUCUGUAGUUUGUAAAAUUCACAUGGCAGGUUGAGAGUUCUGCAGGCAGUGAAGGUGGCUGAAAUUUUUUGAUGUGGACUUUCCUGCUUUCAUAUUUCAAAUUGGUUCGGCUUUGAAUGUCAUAUUUUUGCCUGUUUUCCAUGUCUAAGUUAAUGGUCCUGUUGAUUUUCUUUAACUACAAUAAUAAACAAUUUAUUUAUAUACCAAC